GUAUCAGCUCGACCAUUAUAUGCCAAGAUAUUCCGCUUGGCGCAACUGCCCCGCCACAAUACACUAAACCAAACUUUCGCUCCAGCUGGGAGCCAACAGACCCCCGCCACGACCCAACCGCUAACUGAUCCGCCACGCCCGCGAUAUUAUCCGAGACAGCUUGUGUUCGAUUCUCAGAGUCUUCGCGGUUGGUUAUCCUUGGGAGGCUUCUUCAGUUUUGGCUUCCAGACGUCUAGGAGCUGCGCGGGGAGGGGGUGGACGUGAUGGCGAAAAGCAUUGACGACCUCAUUGAGUUCAUUCUCGAGGAGAUUGCUCUCUGCGGAGCCCAAGGAGCUGGCAGCGCGGAUUUUCGCCGCUUCGUAGAACAAUUUCACAAAGAAAACGAGAGACAGGCGGCUGGCAGCCAUGCAUGGCAGCCUCACGUUCGCAUCGAUCGCGCCUACCUGGAAAAGGUCUGGGAGUGGCUGCGAAUCAAUCAAGACGUUCGCAUGGUCUAUGCAAACGAGACACGAAGCCUAUCGCUUUCAGACUUCGAAGCAUUGGAGAUGCAGGAGACAGGCACCAAUGGAUCUGUGACGUCGACGCACCCGAAUGCAUCCCACGCUGGGGACUCCAAUAAGUCAACUGCCACCCAAAUCUCUCCAUCACUACUCCAAUCGUCCUUCAGGGGCGCCCUUCGACAGCGCUUGUCCAAAGAGGUGGGAAAUUCGUGUAGUAGCCCUGCCGAACAACAAGCUAGAUUUGAUGAGGGUUUUGGAUCGUCAAGCGCCGGUUCGGCUCACAUGGGCCUUGGGAGAGGGGAGUCCUCCACUUUGGACAACGGUGUGGUUCGAAACACGAUGCAGCACAAUCCUCACACCGGUGGGUCAGCACGGCAGCCUGUCCCCUAUGCUACAGUCCCCGGCCAAACUGGGGUACGAGUCACUGGAGAUCCAUUCAGCGCUCGCAGACCCAAAAGAGGUAUCCGAACGACAGGCCCCAUUUUCGACGAGCUUACGCCAACUACCACUGCUCCACGCAUUUAUGUCAGCCAAAAUCGAACAUGGCAUGCUGUCGCCGGCCAUUCCAUGGAUUUCAAGCGGUUGUCUGCCAUGAAAUUUGUGCUAUUGUCAAUCAUCGCGUCGCGUGGGCCAGAGGGUAUCAAUCAGCCUGAGCUUACCGUCCUCAGCGGACAAGAUAAACGCUCGGUACCUGCGAGGACAGACGAGCUUGCCAAAGACGGAUAUAUUGAGAAGUCACCCGUCGCCUCGCGCAAUGGACCGACGAGUCGCUGUGUCCACAAGAGGUUCAUAAAAGGUGACCAUUACCUGCGAGGAACGGGCAACCAUCAAGAUGUAUUCCGUGGCAGAACCGUCAUUUUCGCCCAGUUGGUUGCACUUAUUUACAGUGUUUUGAAGGAUGUCAAGAUACUCCCAUACAGCCAACUUCGCGGAAAGCUCGGCAUUUCGUAUGACGACUUGAGUACUACCGGAAUGCGAUCGGCUAUCCGCAGGCUUGAGGAGACUGGAUUGCUCGCCAAAAAGCGCAUAUGGAAGACCGGGACACGGAAAACCACCACUAUUGUGGUCCAACUCCUGAGGGAGCCCAACGAUGAUGACGUUAAGAAUUUCAGGUUUCGCUACCAGAAUACAAUACGCCAGCCCCCAAGUAACAAUCUGGAUGAAGAUGAUGAAGAAGGAGACGAUGGCAUGGGCGACCUGGAUCUUGACUUGGAUCUUGGUGAAGAAGGAACAGAGAUCAAGCGCAUUCCUCCACAAUGGACCCCUGAGAAACUGCUACCAAACCUCUUUUUCCAGGCCGUUGAACUCAGCGGGUCGGUUGGUGUCGAUUCUGCAGGACUACGUGACAGGACCAUGGGAAUGUUUUGGAGACGUCCCACAGAAUCAUACAUAGCUCGAAUGACGGACGACUGGGAAAACAGUCAACCGCACCACUUACGGCACUUAGCACUCAUUCGGGACACCAGGGUCACGAGCGAGAAGAAGACCGUCCAUUACGUUUACCGCACAUAUGAGAAUUUUCAAAAGGCAGUCGACGAUAAGCUCGCAAGCUGGGACGCCGUUAGCAGGGAAGCGGGGAAACAACAGAAGGCAGGGCAGAAGGCUCCACCAUUGAAGCCUACAGAUGGACCAUUACUCAAUGAGUGGGGCUUCCCAGAUAUUCCGAAGAACCUUUUCCACCUGGGUGAUGGUUCCGCCACGCUUGCUCAGUGUUCGGCCGCAGCCAACACUGGAAGACAAAACCUGGAGAAGUGGGCAAAUAUGAAUCGAAUGGGAUUCCGAAAACGCAAGGGGGCAGUUGGUAGUGAUGGUAAACCUAUCAAAAGAGGGCGUCCGAGGAAGGUUAAGCCUUCGGAUGUGAAUCAAGCAAUCACCGCACAAGCAUCGGAGAGUCCACAAGCGACGGGUGAGCCACCUGACCCAAGGACACCAGCAGCCACAGCAGGCGUCGCCGCUCCCCUCUCUACGGAGCCCACAAUCAAUAAAGUGAGGAAGUCAAUGCAGCUUGCGGUGCCUCUACUAUCGAAAGAACAGCGGGAAAUACUUGGUCUGCCACCACGCGGACGUCUUGGAAAAUUCAUCGAGGAUCAGAUCAAGGAACAUCGACAACGAACUGGCGAUUCCACCUCACUGCCCGACGUGAUCUACAAAAGUCCCGCAGAUAUGCCGCAGUUGGAGCAGGAGACGCCCGUGAAUAUGAAGGAGAAGAGGAAGAAUGGGGUGCCUGAUUCUCGCCUUUUCACAAGGGAGUUCAGGAGACAACACGGGCUACCUGAAAAAGGUAGAUUAGCUCAAGAUGUCAUCGACAGAUUCCGACGCCUGGAAAGUGAACGCACGUCCACCGGGAAUUCUCCUGAAGCAGAGGAGAAUAUGCCCGCACCAGGGGGAACAGAAUGUCACCGUGAGCACGACGCCCCCCUGGCAAAACCCGCUGAUCUAUCGACCCCGACACCCCAUGGCACCAAACGCAAAAACGACACACCGGAAAUGGCAUCGCAAGCUGUCAAGAGGCUGCGCCGCGAUUCAGAUAUCCUACGCACCUCUGUAGAACAUAUCACCGGUCCAAUCACCAGUCGAGAGACGCUGCCCACGGAAUCCAUCGUCGCUUCAGGGACUUGCGAGGGAACGCACACCCCAGACCUGUGUUCCCCGGGGGUUACAAUUCAUCGCCAGCAUUACGGGUCCCCCCUAGUAACAAGGACCAUGGAAGUAGUAGACCCUCUUUCGAAAAGUCCGAAUGCAUUACCCAGUGUUGAGGUCCCACGGGGACCAAGAAUCUCCGAUGCGUUCAGUGCCUCCGCUACUGCUACUGCCAGAAAUCAACUGAAGAGACCGACUGCGACGCGUCAAUUGGAGCAUCGUUCUAAGCCUGGACUAUAUAUCAAUCCUUAUGUGCUUCGACCUCGUGGAAGGGGUCGUCCGAAGAAAUCGUUAAUGGCUGUAUUCAAGCUGCCGGGGUUGAGAGACCUCAAUUGGUUCAAAGAGGCGGCGGACAAAAUCAGCAACGAAAAAGUGACUGAACGCCGCCCUGCGGCCGAAAGGGCAGUCUCACAGCCUGUACAUGCAGCUUCACUGGUGCUUCAGUCCACUACUGCGAUCGCCGAGCCCCCACCAGUCGGGAACGCUGCAGCAUUACAACCUGGCAUAAUAUCACGCACCCAGUCACCCACGCAGUUCAUUGACUCCGUAGGUUCUGAUAAGACCAUUGAGACAACACAUUUGGACGCUCGCUCCUCUGCUGUGCCAGAGCGAGCUGAUCCGGAUGCGCCGGUAUCCCCUGUUACACCACCAACUAUCCCUGAGAUACCCGUCUCAGGUAGGAACACUGACGAUGUAUCCAUGAACGAAAUCCAACCGCUGGAAGUUCGUACACCCGAAGCCCCUGUACAAAGAAGUCCUAGCGAGGAGAUCACGAGCGGUCGUGCGCGUACCGAUGUACCAUCUGGCAACGGAGUCUACCUCGUGUCAGGAAUUGCUUAUGCUCCUAGCCACAAGCAACCUAAACCAGUUGGAGCUUUCUCAAAGAAAGGGGUGGUUCGUAGCAGAGGCAGUAACUGGUAUGCACGAGUCGAGCUCAUCCUGUAUAUACUGAAGUUGUGUGGCGGCGUAUUCCCGUUCAACGGGGAGCUUCUAAAGGUUUUCCAUCAGCUAUGGGAUGAGCGCGCCCACAAACGGGGAAGCAAGCCAGAUCGGACUACCCUGACUAAUACCGUCAACGCGAUGUUGGAGGAUCCGGAGUGUGGACUGCAGAAGUUCGGAUUCUGGGUAUCAACGCGGAGCAGCCAAGCCAGACUCGAGAAGAUGGAGAGGUACAUGCUUGCCCUUCCAGGAAUCGACCCAUCGCAUCCAAAGGUUCAGGAGGUAAAGGACAAGAUAGCGGAACACUACCCACAUAAAUGGUAUCCUCCUGAGGUCAACCAUCUUGCGCCACCAGAGGGUCCGGCUCGGGGACCCAAGAAACCCCGUUUCGACGCAUCCUUGACGUUGGAUGGUAUCACUCCGAAUGUGGUUCAGCGAGUGAAUCAGCAGAUUUUCUCCUCGGCUGAAAAACGCAGGGAGAAAGCCGAAAAGAAGAAGAUGAAGGAGCAUGAGGCUCGUGUUGCGCUCUCUGGGAGGGGUGCUCAACGGAAGAGACUCGAGGGGCUGACUAGGCGUCUUCCUCGCGAAAAGAAGGGUCGGGUAGAGCCGAUCCCCGGUUCUGUGGAAGGGGAAGGCGAUAGGGAUGUCCAUGGCGAUAUGUAUCUCUCCGCUAGUCGCCUUGGAGAUGCUGUCUCCCGGUCUCCCUCACCUGCCACAUCUUCUUCGGAGGAUGUUGAAAUGGAACUUCUUCAGCAACGCAGACGCGAGUCACUGCCGAUGGGUACUUUUGAGGAUGGCUUUCAUCAUCUCACUGUUGAAGACUUCCAUGAGAGGCAACUAGCCCUGGCCCUCUUGAAUUCCGAGAGCCGCUACUACGCCAAUACCGGCACCUACUCGACGGAUUUUGGAGGAUUCGCGGCCCGCAAUCUGCAAUGGGUAGCAGUCCCUAGCACAGCAGGGGCAAGCGCUGAGCACGAGUGGACCUUCAUCAAAGAGCGAAUUCCCAAAGGAGUGAAGCGGAAGAGAGUUCAAUUCGAGGAUGUCGACGAAUCGCCACAGGCGAAGGAUGGCCGCAAGAGAGCGCGCAGAUGGUCGCCCGACGAACCCGAACCGACCGUGGUGGAGCGACUUUCCGGCCGUAUGGGCAAUGCCGAGGACCCCAUAUAUGUACCGCCGACGAAAAAGUCCUAUCGCACACCCAAACGAUGGGCCGACAUGAAACCACGCAAGCGUAAGCGAGACAAGGAGGACGAGAAGGCUGAAAAGCCGCUUACGAUGAAAGCCCUACGCAGUAGGGUGGAGCCGCCACUGGAUGCGGCUGAAACUUUCAAGAAGCUCUUCUGUACACUGGCCAUUGCGUAUAUUAUGUCCGGACAGGGCGAUAUUGACUGGAGAAUCCCUUCAAAGGUCUAUGAGGCGGAACCCCGGUUUAAAGUUGAGAAGAUGAAGAAACUCUGGUCAUGGGUGCAGACGAACAUGCAGGUCCAGCUUCGCAGUUUCACGACCAGCUUUGAGAACGCCUAUCUCGAAGCCUAUGAGCAAGGAAAUGUUGACGUGCUUGAAGAUCCCGACACGUACGAUUGGGCCGCUUUGGUGCGGUGGGCUCUCAUAACAUGCGACUACUCUGAACCCCCUCUGCCGCGUGUUCGCGAGGCGCUGCAUCAUUAUAGCAUUGAGGAGUCUUCAUACAGGCUAUUUGACCGUUCCCAAUGGGCAAUCAGUGAUCUGGCACAUGUCAAACGGGCCAACAGUCUACUGAAAUACUCCUAUGCGGCUCCGAUCCACACGAAGCCCCUUCGGCAACCCGAGGAAGACAUCCUGCUUGCCCGUUCGUGGAUCCGCUCAAACAUUGCAACGCCUGAGGCAGUCUACAACAGCCAUGUCGCCCAUGACAAGCUCGUGGUUCUCGGUGAGGCGACGCUCGAACGGGCCAUCGCCGACAUGACGAGGGAGCAGCAGAUACGCAUGCGGAAGAUCAAGCGGCUCCUACCCGGCCGCAACUUCCACUUCACCGCCCGCUUCGGCGUCAAGUACAGAAAGCCUUUCGAACUGGACGACUUCGUCGACGCGGUGAAUUUCAAGAAACGCCUCGACGCGGCCUUCGCCCAUGCGGAACCGGACAAACGCGUCCACUGCGUCUCUCGCACGGCCGACGACGGCUCCGUCAUGGCCCUCCUGUCGCUCGUGGCCGCCGGCCAAGUCCGCAUCGAGCCUGUGCUGCCGCCCAUUAAGAACGAGCUUCGAGCACCGGCGCCGCGCAUCUCGGUCUGGGGAUUCAUCGAGGGAGACUAUGCGCACCGGAAAAUCGACCGCAGGUGCCUCUUCUGGGACAUCCAUGCCGUCCCCACUGGAUCCUAUGAAUUCGGGAAUCCGCUCCAGCCGUCGUCUGCGCCGGACCCGGGCGAGGACAAGGCCGAGUGGGUUGCGUUGCCGGAACCGCCGCUCCCUGGGAAGCGGGAUGGCAUGGCCAAGUUGCCCAUCUGGAGCACGAUUGAUGGGACGCGCGUCAUCUGGCCGUGGUGGUAUCGCGUGUUGAAUGUCGUGCUGCAGGGAUUGAUGUUCCAGCCUGGUUCGUCGGUAAGGGAAUUGCAUAGUUAUUGCCCCGGCGGUAGCGUCGAGUUGUUUGAGGUCGAGCACGUGGUGGAGUAUCUUGUUGCCGUUGGGGCGGCCGAAUGUCGUCGCGCUGCUUCGUCUUCAUCGUCCGCUUCUGGUGGGCGUACGGGUCCAAAGCCAGAGGAGGGGAGGUAUUACUCGACGACGCAGGGGUUCUGGGCGGUUUUCGGCGAGGCGUUGCGGGAUAUGGAGAGCGAUACGUUCAAGGAGCAUGUCAAGCGGACGAGGCUGCGCGAGUAUCGGGAGGCGUUGGAUGUUCAGUUUAAUUUGAGGAGUAGGAAGAUUGAUGCGUUGAUGAGGCCUCAGGGGGAGGGGGAGGGGGAGGAUGAUGGGGAGGGUGAAGGUGAGGGUUAUGUUGGAGGGGAGAGCGGUGGGGAACGAAGUAGUGGUGGUGGUAGUACUACUGGGGUUGGUGCUGGGAGCGGUGGAGGAGGUCAGGGUCAGAAUGGAGAGGACAUCGUUAUGCAGGAUGCGGGAGGGUGA
Messenger RNA from Westerdykella ornata, 7175 nucleotides. RefSeq lists its product as uncharacterized. Lineage: Eukaryota; Fungi; Ascomycota; Dothideomycetes; Pleosporales; Sporormiaceae. Bases 264 to 7175 code for a protein of 2303 amino acids. Gene Ontology annotation, biological process: 5S class rRNA transcription by RNA polymerase III; transcription initiation at RNA polymerase III promoter. Gene Ontology annotation, molecular function: DNA binding. Gene Ontology annotation, cellular component: transcription factor TFIIIC complex. The transcript is spliced from 3 exons. The record is from RefSeq and is a predicted model, not a curated record.